AUGGGCCACCUCAUCACCGUCGCGACAUGCUCGCUUAAUCAAUGGGCCCUCGAUUUUAAAGGAAACCUCGCCAGGACAUUGGAGAGUAUUCGAAUCGCCAAAGAGCGCGGUGCGACUCUACGCAUCGGUCCCGAGUUGGAGAUCACCGGUUAUGGAUGCGCCGAUCAUUUCUUAGAAGGUGACACAUAUCUACAUUCAUGGGAGAUUCUCGGACAGAUCCUGAGCUCUAAGGAGGCCGAAGGCAUGCUUCUGGAUAUCGGAAUGCCUGUGAUGCACAAGAACGUUAAGUACAACUGCAGGAUCAUCACCCUGGACUCCAAGAUCCUGUUGAUCCGACCCAAGAUGUUCAUGGCCAACGACGGGAACUAUCGUGAGCUCAGAUGGUUCACGCCCUGGGGCAAGCAUCGCACCACAGAGGAACAUUAUCUUCCUCGAAUGAUUCAAAAAAUCACGGGCCAGGUGACGGUGCCGAUCGGCGACGCCGUUAUCUCGACUCACGAUUCUUGCAUUGGCGUAGAGAUGUGCGAGGAACUCUUUACCCCGAAUAGUCCUCAUAUUGGAUUGUCGUUGGACGGAGUCGAGAUUAUCACGAACAGCAGUGGAAGCCAUCACGAGCUGCGCAAGCUCCACACUCGUGUAGAACUCAUCAAAGAGGCCACUCUCAAGAGCGGAGGAAUCUACUUGUACGCAAACCAGCAAGGAUGCGACGGUGACCGACUCUACUACGACGGCUGCGCUCUGAUUCUCGUCAACGGUGAGGUCGUUGCUCAGGGGUCACAAUUUUCGAUCGGAGAUGUCGAGGUCGUCACCGCCACUAUUGACCUCGAGGAUGUCCGCUCGUUCAGGUCCAGCUGCAGUCGAGGUAUCCAGGCUUCGACGAGCCCUUGUUUUAAAAGAAUCGAGGCUAAUGUGGCUCUGUCGGACGGGAGACUCGAGGACAAUCCUGCGCUUCGACCAACACCUAUCAAACCGGUCUUUUAUCAUACUCCGGAAGAAGAGAUCAGCUUGGGGCCCGCUUGCUGGCUCUGGGAUUACCUCCGCCGAUCCAAAACCAGCGGAUUCUUCUUGCCGUUGAGCGGAGGCAUUGACAGUUGUGCGACCGCCACGAUCGUGGCAUCAAUGUGCCGUUUGGUUGUUAAGUCCUGCGCCAAGGGCGAUAAGCAGACAAUCGCAGACGCGCGACAGGUGACGGGUGAGAGUGUCGAGACUGGAUACAUCCCUCAGGACCCUCAGGAAUUCGCCAGCCGCAUUUUCCACACCUGUUACAUGGGUACUGUGAAUUCUUCCAACGAGACACGCGCGAGAGCCAAGAAACUCGCGGAGACCAUUGGAAGCUACCACAUCGACAUGAAUAUGGAUACGGUGGUCGCGGCGCUUCAGGCCCUGUUCACGCUGGUGACGGGCAAGACCCCACAGUUCCGUGCACAUGGCGGAUCGAAUGUCGAGAACUUGGCUCUGCAGAAUAUCCAGGCCCGUAUCCGAAUGGUCGUAGCCUACCUUCUGGCACAGCUUCUGCCAUGGGUGCGUGGUCGUCCCGGGUCGCUGCUUGUCCUCGGAAGUGCCAAUGUUGAUGAGUGCUUGAGAGGAUAUUUCACAAAAUACGAUUGCUCGAGUGCGGACAUCAAUCCUAUUGGAGGCAUCAGUAAACGGGAUCUGCGUCGUUUUAUUGCCUAUGCGCAGCUUGCCUUUGACAUGCCCAUUCUCGAGAGUUUCCUGGAUGCGACACCGACCGCAGAAUUGGAACCGAUCACGGAGACAUAUGUGCAAGCAGAUGAGAUCGAUAUGGGCAUGACAUACGAUGAGCUAACCGAGUUUGGUCGUUUGCGUAAAGUCUACAAGUGUGGGCCCUACAGCAUGUUCACAAAACUCGUCCAUCUUUGGAGCGAUAAGAUGGACGUCGCUGAGAUCGCGGUGAAGGUGAAACGCUUCUUCUUCUACUACUCCAUCAACCGCCACAAGAUGACGACCCUUACACCGGCCUACCAUGCAGAGUCUUACAGCCCUGACGAUAACCGCUUUGAUCUGCGUCCAUUCCUCUAUAAUGCCACGUGGUCCUGGCAGUUUGAAAAGAUUGACAGGACCGUCCAAGUCAUCGAGAAGGAACAACAGCAUCUCAAGGAACAUCAAUAG
This is a messenger RNA of Gamsiella multidivaricata, 2130 nucleotides long. RefSeq lists its product as uncharacterized. Gene Ontology annotation, cellular component: cytoplasm. Gene Ontology annotation, biological process: NAD+ biosynthetic process. Lineage: Eukaryota; Fungi; Mortierellomycota; Mortierellomycetes; Mortierellales; Mortierellaceae. The transcript has 12 exons. The record is from RefSeq and is a predicted model, not a curated record. The coding region runs from base 1 to 2130 and encodes 709 amino acids. Gene Ontology annotation, molecular function: ATP binding; glutaminase activity; NAD+ synthase (glutamine-hydrolyzing) activity.